AAUACGUUAUCAUUAUAUUAUAUCAACCCCAAAGCAAAGCAAAGAGCCAAAAGCCAAAAUCUCAAACUCUCUCUCUUCCUCAUCCUAUCUUGCAUUCUUUCUUUCCUUUGGCUUUUGUUUGUGAAAAUGUCUCUGCUCCUCACUGAUCUUCUCAACCUCAACCUCUCUGAUUACACUGAAAAGAUUAUUGCAGAGUACAUAUGGGUCGGUGGGUCUGGCAUAGACAUCAGAAGCAAAGCCAAGACUCUUCCUGCACCAGUUAGCGAUCCCUCAAAGCUUCCCAAGUGGAACUAUGACGGUUCUAGCACUGGCCAAGCUCCUGGGAAAGACAGUGAAGUCAUCCUAUAUCCACAAGCCAUUUUCAGGGACCCAUUUAGGAGGGGCAACAAUAUUCUUGUCAUAUGUGAUACAUACACCCCGAAUGGAGAGCCAAUUCCAACCAAUAAGAGGGCUAAUGCUGCAAAGAUUUUCAGCCUUCCUGAUGUUGUAGCUGAAGAACCCUGGUUUGGAUUAGAACAAGAGUAUACUUUGUUGCAGAAAGAUGUAAAAUGGCCAAUUGGGUGGCCUCUCGGUGGAUAUCCUGGACCACAGGGGCCAUACUAUUGUGGGGCUGGAGCUGAUAAGGCCUUUGGGCGUGACAUUGUAGAUUCUCACUACAAAGCAUGUCUUUAUGCUGGCAUCGACAUCAGUGGCAUCAAUGGUGAAGUUAUGCCUGGCCAGUGGGAAUUCCAAGUUGGACCUACUGUUGGCAUCUCUGCCGGAGAUCAGUUAUGGGCUGCUCGUUACAUUUUGGAGAGGAUUACAGAGAUAGCUGGAGUGGUGCUUUCCUUUGAUCCCAAACCUAUUGAGGGCGACUGGAAUGGGGCUGGUGCUCACACAAACUACAGCACCAAGCCCAUGAGAAGCGAUGGAGGAUAUGAAGUUAUCAAAAAGGCAAUUGAAAAGCUUGGGUUGAGGCACAAGGAACACAUUGCUGCUUAUGGGGAUGGCAACGAGCGCCGUCUCACUGGGCGACAUGAAACAGCAGACAUCCAUAGGUUCAUAUGGGGAGUGGCAAACCGUGGAGCGUCCAUAAGAGUUGGAAGGGACACGGAGAAAGAUGGGAAAGGCUAUUUCGAGGAUCGGAGGCCUGCUUCGAACAUGGAUCCUUAUGUUGUCACUUCCAUGAUUGCUGAAACUACAAUUCUCUGGAAACCAUAGGCUUACAUUUUCGGGGUGGUGAGGGAGUGGAAAUGAAUAAAUUGUAUCUGGUUUUUGUGUUCCUCUUCCACCCUGCAACCAAAACCACAAGUUGUGUGUUUAACCUUGUGAUUGAAGAAGGCUUGUCUGAAUUGUGCCAAUACUGGAUCACAACAAUAAUAUUUGAUAUUAAAGUGAUUGGAAUUA
Molecule: messenger RNA, 1386 nt
Organism: Prunus dulcis (almond)
Lineage: Eukaryota; Viridiplantae; Streptophyta; Magnoliopsida; Rosales; Rosaceae
Product: glutamine synthetase nodule isozyme
Exons: 12
Coding region: 127-1200 (357 amino acids)
Cellular component (GO): cytoplasm
Molecular function (GO): glutamine synthetase activity
Source: RefSeq, a predicted model, not a curated record